CAUUGCACAGCCCCAUGACCUGCAGCCUCCGGACCGCGCUGCAGCGCCGACCCCCGCCCACCCGAAUGAGUCAGCUAAGGCUGCUGCCAUCCCUGUUCGGGGCACAAGCCACGAGGUUCCUGGCUGCACGGGACAUCUCAGUGUUCAACUGGCGUGGCAGGUCUUCUGGGUCACCAGCCACCUUCCCUGGAAGCAAAGGUGGAGGUGGCUCCAGUUACAUGGAAGAGAUGUACUUCGCCUGGUUGGAAAACCCACAGAGUGUUCACAAGUCCUGGGACAGCUUCUUCCGGAAAGCCAGUGAGGAAGCCUCAUCUGGCUCUGCUCAACCACAGCUUCCCUCUGUCAUCCCUGAGAGCAGGCCCACAGUCUCUGGCCGGACCAGCAAACUGGUAGAGGACCACCUGGCUGUGCAGUCCCUCAUCCGGGCCUACCAGAUCCGGGGCCACCAUGUGGCCCAGCUGGAUCCCCUGGGCAUUCUGGAUGCAGACCUGGACUCAUUUGUGCCUUCUGACUUGAUCACAACCAUUGAUAAGUUGGCAUUUUAUGACCUGCGGGAGGCUGACCUGGAUAAAGAGUUCCAGCUUCCCACGACCACCUUUAUUGGGGGCUCUGAAAACACCCUCUCUCUGCGGGAGAUCAUCCGGCGCCUGGAGACUACCUAUUGCCAGCAUAUUGGCCUGGAGUUCAUGUUCAUUAAUGAUGUUGAGCAGUGCCAGUGGAUUCGGCAGAAAUUUGAGACCCCCGGUGUGAUGCAGUUCUCCAGUGAGGAGAAGCGAACCCUGCUGGCCCGGCUUGUGCGCUCCAUGAGGUUUGAAGAUUUCCUGGCCCGGAAGUGGUCCUCAGAGAAGCGGUUUGGCCUGGAAGGCUGUGAGGUCAUGAUUCCUGCCCUUAAGACUAUCAUUGACAAAUCCAGUGAGAUGGGGAUCGAGAACGUCAUCCUGGGGAUGCCACACAGGGGCAGGUUGAAUGUGCUGGCCAAUGUGAUCCGAAAGGACCUGGAGCAGAUCUUUUGCCAGUUUGACCCCAAGCUGGAGGCAGCAGAUGAGGGCUCUGGGGAUGUCAAAUACCACCUGGGCAUGUACCAUGAGAGGAUCAACCGCGUCACCAACAGGAACAUCACAUUGUCACUGGUGGCCAACCCCUCCCAUCUGGAAGCUGUAGACCCUGUUGUACAGGGGAAGACCAAGGCAGAACAGUUCUACCGCGGGGAUGCCCAAGGCAAGAAGGUCAUGUCCAUCCUUGUCCAUGGGGAUGCUGCCUUUGCUGGACAGGGUGUGGUGUAUGAGACAUUCCACCUGAGUGACCUGCCUUCUUACACCACCAAUGGCACUGUGCACGUCGUUGUCAACAACCAGAUUGGCUUCACCACAGACCCCCGAAUGGCCCGCUCCUCACCAUACCCCACUGAUGUGGCCCGAGUGGUCAAUGCACCCAUCUUCCAUGUGAAUGCAGAUGACCCAGAGGCUGUGAUAUAUGUGUGCAGUGUGGCAGCUGAGUGGAGGAACACCUUCAACAAAGAUGUCGUUGUGGACCUGGUUUGUUACCGGCGGCGUGGCCACAAUGAGAUGGACGAGCCCAUGUUCACACAGCCGCUCAUGUAUAAGCAGAUACACAGACAGGUGCCGGUGCUGAAGAAGUAUGCAGAUAAGCUCAUUGCUGAGGGAACAGUCACCCUGCAGGAGUUUGAGGAAGAGAUUGCCAAAUAUGACCGGAUUUGCGAGGAGGCAUAUGGAAGAUCCAAGGAUAAAAAAAUCCUUCAUAUCAAGCACUGGCUGGACUCUCCUUGGCCUGGCUUCUUCAACGUGGAUGGGGAGCCCAAGAGCAUGACGUGCCCCACCACAGGCAUCCCUGAGGACGUGCUGACCCACAUUGGCAAUGUGGCCAGCUCUGUGCCCUUGGAGGACUUUAAGAUCCACACAGGCCUCUCUCGCAUCCUGCGUGGCCGUGCAGACAUGACCAAGAAACGGACAGUGGACUGGGCGUUGGCAGAGUACAUGGCCUUUGGCUCCUUGCUGAAAGACGGCAUCCAUGUGCGGCUCAGUGGACAGGAUGUGGAGAGAGGCACGUUCAGUCACCGGCACCAUGUUCUCCACGACCAGGAAGUUGACCGGAGGACGUGUGUCCCUAUGAACCAUCUGUGGCCUGACCAGGCCUCCUACACCGUGUGCAACAGCUCCCUCUCGGAAUAUGGAGUCCUUGGUUUUGAGCUGGGCUACGCCAUGGCCAGCCCCAAUGCCCUGGUUCUCUGGGAGGCUCAGUUUGGUGACUUCCACAACACAGCCCAGUGCAUCAUCGACCAGUUCAUCAGCACUGGCCAGGCCAAGUGGGUGCGGCAUAACGGCAUUGUGCUGCUUCUGCCCCAUGGCAUGGAGGGCAUGGGGCCUGAGCAUUCCUCAGCAAGACCGGAGAGGUUCCUGCAGAUGAGUAAUGAUGACUCUGAUGCCUACCCAGUGUUCACUGAGGACUUCGAGGUGAGCCAGCUCUACGACUGCAACUGGAUCGUGGUGAACUGCUCCACGCCAGCCAGCUACUUCCAUGUGCUGCGCCGGCAGAUCCUGCUGCCCUUCCGCAAGCCGCUGAUCAUCUUCACACCCAAAUCUCUGCUGAGGCAUCCAGAGGCAAGGUCCAGCUUUGACCAGAUGGUGUCCGGGACCACCUUCCAACGAGUAAUUCCUGAAGAUGGGGCUGCAGCACGGGCUCCUGAACAGGUGCGGCGGCUCAUCUUCUGCACGGGAAAGGUGUACUACGAUCUGGUGAAGGAACGCAUCAGCCAGGGUCUGGAGGAGCAGGUGGCCAUCACACGCCUGGAACAGAUCUCUCCGUUCCCCUUUGAUCUGAUCAAGCAGGAGGCAGAGAAGUACCCAGGAGUGGAGCUGGUGUGGUGUCAGGAGGAACACAAGAACAUGGGAUAUUAUGACUACAUCAGCCCACGCUUCAUGACCAUCCUUGGCCACACUCGCCCCAUAUGGUAUGUGGGCCGUGACCCAGCAGCUGCACCAGCCACUGGAAACAGGAAUGCACACCUGGUGUCACUGAAGAAGUUUCUGGAUACUGCCUUCAACCUUCAGGCCUUCGAGGGCAAGACAUUCUAGAGUUAGUCAAGGCCUACCUGGGUCUUGCUGUGGGAUCAAUUGGGGAUUUAGGAGGCCUGAGAGGGGGAAGGACUACUUGGUGCCCCAGGACCAACCAUUCUUAUGUAGCGAUUGAGGCCAAAGAGUAGCACUGCUGGCUUCGGUACUAUACCAACUUUGGCCUUCAUGUUUAUUUCAGAAUCUGUAGGACUGAGAAAGUCAGAGGGGUCUGAUAGAAAGGAUAUAAUUCUAGAGUAUUCCCUCAGUUUCCCCAAGCUUUCCGGAAGCUUUUGUGUUAUUUCCCCAUCUGUGUUGUUCAUGUCUCAAAACAGCCAACAGCAGUCCUUGUGUCACUCCCAUCCUGGCAGACUUGGAUGCCACUCACCCUAUCCAUGUUCAUCUGUAGAUGCAAAAGGAAGUUCGCUUUUAUGCUCUUAGACAUGGAGAUUUCAGCAAUAACAAGCAGGUGAAGCAAAACCAUGCCAGGUGACUUAUGUAUGCUCUGUUUUAUGGGGCGUGUCCUAAAGGUAUGCCAGCUUCAGUGUGAGAUGCAGCCACAGCUCAU
Molecule: messenger RNA, 3636 nt
Organism: Marmota flaviventris (yellow-bellied marmot)
Lineage: Eukaryota; Metazoa; Chordata; Mammalia; Rodentia; Sciuridae
Source: RefSeq, a predicted model, not a curated record